AUGAAGAGAAAAAAUAUUUCGGAAAAAUCGAACAAUUUUCAUGAACAUGAUGCUGGUGUAUCAUCUGGAAAUCCUAAAAGCAGACAACCAGCGGAAAUAAGGGGACGAGUUACAGGAUUAUCGGAAAAUCAAAUAACAAAUAUCUCUCGAAAUCAUAAGACUUUUAGUGGUAUAAGUACUGAUGAAAAUGAGGAACCUCAACCAGCAAAACGACGACGAGUAUCAAUUGUAUAUAAGUAUGUGAAAAGGAUCUCAAAUUCUGAAUAUGAAUGUAAUAUUAUUCGUUGUACAGUAGAUUCUAACGCUAACAUUAAACGUCAUCUAGCAAAUGUUCAUGGUCUAGAUGAUGUUAAACCAAAAUCUCUUUCAUUGACCACAAAUAUACAAAUGGAUCCAUUUCGUAAAAGUAAAUUAGAUGAAGCUGCGAUAAGAUGUAUUAUUGUGGAUAGAAGGCCAUUUGGAGAUUUUAGAAAACACAGUAUGUCAAAAAGUUUAUUUUUUGUUUAG
This is a messenger RNA of Rotaria sp. Silwood2, 507 nucleotides long. Lineage: Eukaryota; Metazoa; Rotifera; Eurotatoria; Philodinida; Philodinidae. The record is from the annotation of a GenBank genome assembly.